AUGGCAUCCACGUUGGAUUGGGGCAGUCGACUCAGACCAACAACCAGCGGCAUACUGACUAACUGUGGCGGAGUAUGGACCCCUUCGGUGACUGCUAGGCCGCCCGAGGGUAGCUGCUCUGAUUGGCUCAUCACUGGAGAGCCCUCUCUAGGAGACGAUGGUCUCGAAUUCUCUACUGGCAUCCCUACUGACGUACCCCCUUCCUCCAGCAUCCCCAAUGACGUGUCCCCUUCCUGCGGCAUCCCCAACGACGUGUCCCCUUCCUCCGGCAUCGCUACUGACGUGCCCUCUUCCUCCGGAAUCCCCAAUGACGUGCCCCCUUCCUGUGUCCUCCCCAACGACGUGCCCUCUUCCUCCAGCCUCCCCAACGACGUGCCCUCUUCCUCCGGAAUCCCCAACGACGUGCCCUCUUCCUCCGGAAUCCCCAAUGACGUGCCCUCUUCCUCCAGCCUCCCCAACGACGUGCCCUCUUCCUCCGGAAUCCCCAAUGACGUGCCCUCUUCCUCCAGCCUCCCCAACGACGUGCCCUCUUCCUCCGGAAUCCCCAAUGACGUGCCCCCUUCCUCCGGCAUCCCUAACGACGUGCCCCCUUCCUCCGGCAUCCCCAAUGACGUGCCCCCUUCCUGCGCCCUUGUUAUCAUCGUAGAGGACACCGAGGGAGUCCUUUCCGUUGUAAUGCCCCCGACCACUGCGGUCGUCUGA
Messenger RNA from Perkinsus marinus ATCC 50983, 702 nucleotides. RefSeq lists its product as hypothetical. The record is from RefSeq and is a predicted model, not a curated record. The transcript has a single exon. Bases 1 to 702 code for a protein of 233 amino acids. NCBI's taxonomy places the organism in Eukaryota, Perkinsozoa, Perkinsida, Perkinsidae.